AUGGAUACUAUAGAUAAAAUUUGGAUGGAUCUCCGAAGAUCCACCAAUGAGUAUGAUCGUGGAGUGAAGUAUUUUCUUGAUAAGGCAUUUGAACGAGCUUCUCAAGGAAAUGAAAUACUAUGCCCUUGUAAAAGGUGUUUUAAUCGGUAUUGGCAUACUCAAACGGUGGUGGAGAAUCACUUGUUUGGUUAUGGAUUUGUUAAUGGAUACACCAAAUGGGUUUUCCAUGGAGAAGGAUUUUCUUCAACAAAUAUGCUGCAUCCAACCAAUGAUGAUGAAACUUCCGACAUGCAUGACGAUAUCGAUGGACUACUUUAUGAUACUUUUAGGAAUGUAGAAGGUGAUCUGCUGCAUGAAGGAGUGAGAGAGGGACCAUCUGAAGAUACAAAGAGAUUUUUCAAAUUAGUUGACGAAGGGAAACAAGAGUUGUACCCAGGGUGUAAGAACUUUUCUAAGUUGAGUUUCACCAUUCGGUUGUACUUGUUUAAAUGCAUUCACGGGUUGAGUAAUGUAGCCUUUUCAGACUUAUUAGACUUGAUAAAAGAGGCAUUUCCAUUUGCUCAGCUACCCGAGUCUUUCAACAAGGCAAAAAGAUGGAAGAAUGUUUGUGAUGAUUUGACUAAUAAGAACACUAAAAUCCCAGCAAAGGUUUUAAGGUACUUCCCUUUAAAGCCUAGGCUUCAAAGGAUAUUUAUGUGUUCUGAAACAUCUGUAGCCAUGAGAUGGCAUGCUACUGAACGACCCAAAGAUGGGAAUUUAAGACAUCCUGCUGAUGGGGAAGCUUGGAAGGAUUUUGAUUCAUUGCACCCGGAUUUCUCUAAAGAUCCUCGUAAUGUUCGAUUGGGUCUUUCAAGUGAUGGUUUCAAUCCAUUCCGAACCAUGAGCAUUUCCCAUAGUACAUGGCCAGUUAUGUUAAUGAACUAUAAUUUGCCACCAUGGAUUUGCAUGAAGCUGGAGUAUAUAGUGUUGUCAAUGAUCAUUCCAAGUCCAUCAUCUCCUGGAAACGAUAUAGAUGUGUUCCUACAACCGCUAAUUGCAGAGUUGAAGGAACUAUGGGAAAUGGGAGUGGAAACAUAUGAUGCUGAAACUAACCAAAUAUUUCUAAUGCGUGCAGCUUUAUUGUGGACAGUUAGUGAUUUUCCAGCACUAGCAAUGCUUUCCGGAUGGAGUACCAAGGGGAAAUGGGCAUGCCCCACCUGUAAUUAUAAUACUUGCUCUCAAUAUCUCAAACAUAGUCGUAAGAUGUGUUACUUGGGUCAUCGAGCAUUUUUACCUCCUGAUCAUCCAUUCCGAAGAGAUAAGAAAUCAUUGGAUGGUAAAGAGGAGCAUAAAGCUGCACCUACUCCCUUAUCAGGCAUAGAAGUGCUUGAAGAGCUACGUGAAUUCAAUAAUGUCUUUGGGAAGGGCCGAAAGAAAAGGGCUCGGAAGAGUGAUGGUCCAUGGAAGAAAAUAUCCAUAUUUUUUAAAUUGCCAUAUUGGGCACAUAACAAAUUGAGGCACAAUCUUGACGUGAUGCACAUAGAGAAGAAUAUAUGUGAUAGUUUGCUUGGGACUUUGUUAGAUGUACCUGGAAAGUCCAAAGAUCAUGUAAAUUCUCGCUAUGACUUGCACGAGAUGGGGAUACGCAAGGAGCUUCAACCAUUUAAAGAUGAUAAGAAUGGUAAAAUUCAUCUGGCUAAAGCUUGUUUCUCUAUGAAACCAGAGGAGAAAAGGUUGUUUUGCACUGUUUUAAAAAAUGUCAAAUUACCAAAAGGGUGUGCCUCUAAUAUAUCACGUCGUGUGAAAAUGGAGGAGAUGAAAGUAUCAGGAUAUAUGAGCCAUGAUGCUCAUUUCAUAAUGCAGUACUUGCUUCAGGUUGCGGUUAGAAAAGUGUUACCCAAGAAUGUGUCUUUGGCCUUGAUUAGGUUGGGGAAUUAUUUUAGAACCAUAUGUAGUAAGGUUAUAAGAAGAAGAGAUCUUGAUAAAAUGAAGGCUGAAAUCAUAGAUAUAGUAUGUGACCUUGAAAAGAUUUUUCCUCCAACCUUUUUUGAUAUAAUGACACAUUUGCCUAUCCAUUUAGUAGAUGAAAUUAAGCUUGGGGGUCCGGUUCAUUUGCGUUGGAUGUAUCCUAAUGAGAGAAACAUGUGUAAGUACAAGGGGUUCGUUCGGAAUCGAUCCAAUCCAGAAGGAUCAAUAGCGGAGAGUUUUCUGGCCGAAGAGUGUUUGACCUUUUGUUCAAGAUACCUACAUGAUGGGGUGAAGACAAGAUUUAGUAGGUAUCAGACCGAGGAUGAAGAUGUUCAAACAAAGGGAAAUGAUUUUUCACAUAUAUUUCCUAAGACAGGCCAUCCAAUUGGAAGUAAGAAGAAAAGGAAAGGCAAGACAUUUGACAUGGAUAGUCAUCAGUGGGUUGAAGCACAUCGGUAUGCUUUGUUCAAUACUGGAGAUGAACAAGUAGAGACGUUUAUCAAGGAACAUAAGAGUAUAAUUGAUAAACGUGGUAGAGGAAAUGCAUGGGCAAAAGCACGAAUUCAUAGUUGA
Messenger RNA from Lycium barbarum (goji berry), 2520 nucleotides. RefSeq lists its product as uncharacterized. Bases 1 to 2520 code for a protein of 839 amino acids. The record is from RefSeq and is a predicted model, not a curated record. NCBI's taxonomy places the organism in Eukaryota, Viridiplantae, Streptophyta, Magnoliopsida, Solanales, Solanaceae. The transcript has 3 exons.